UGGCGCUUGUGGCCAGCUAGGGAGUGCUGCUCUUAUGGUGACAGGUAUAGAUAGACGACAUGACGGAAGCUGUUGGUGCCUGCGCCGGCCCUACUCCUCCCAGAGACAUCAACCAUCAUGAUCACUUUCAUAAAUCAGGGUGUGCGGGCUGGAACUUGCCGCUGCGAUACGUGGUGGUGUUCCUGGGGCUGCUGGGCAGUACUAUCGACUACCUGGUGAGGAAUAGCAUCAGUGUGGCCAUCGUGGCCAUGGUCAACACCACCCACACCAAAGGCGCCGCCAUGCCAGACGCCUGCCCGGCAGCCAUCAACACCUCCUACAACGCCCUGGCAGACAUGGAGCCGGGGGAGUACGACUGGAGCCUUCAGCAGCAAGGCGUCGUGCUGGCCACCUUCUUCUGGGGAUACUUCAUCACUAAGACCCUCGGUGGGCGCAUAGCGGAGGUGGUGGGCGCCCGGGAGACGAUGGGCUGGAGCCUGGGGGUGUGUGGGGUACUCUCCCUGCUGUGUCCUGCUGCUGCCCACCUUCACCCUCUGGCACUAGCGGCGGUGAGGCUCCUGAUGGGUGUGGCCCAGGGCCCCGCCUUCCCCGCCCUCUACAGCGUCCUGGCCAGCUGGUCCCCACCAGAGGAGCUGGCUACUAUGGUGUCUGUCGCUUACUCAGGGGGUGCGCUGGGGUCGCUGAUAGCCCUGGGGGUGUCGGCGUGGGUGGUGGAGUGGCUGGGGUGGCGGUGGGUGUUCUGGGGCGGGGGGCUCCUGGCCCUCACCUGGGCCCCACUCUGGUUCCUGGUGGUCAGAAACACUCCACACCAGCAUCCCUGCAUCUCUGAGAGGGAGAGGAAGAUGUUGAUCAGCAUCCACGUCCAUCCCGGGAGGCGUAUACCGUGGAGGAGCAUCGCCAGGUGUAAGGUGGUGUACCUCUUGAUGUUGGUCGAGCUGGGUAACAUGUGGGUGGUCAACUUCUCCAGCACACAGGGGCCGACCUUCCUCAUCAACCAGGUCGGGCUGAGCAUGAAGGAGUCGGGCUGGGCGUUGAUGGCCAUGGCCGCCAUCGGCUGGGUGUUCUACAUAGUGUACGGCUGGUUGUCUGACCUCAUCCUCCGCCACCACCUCCUCUCCAAGCUCAAUACACGCAGACUCAUGCACAUCACAGCGAUGGUGUGGGUAUGCAGCAGCCUAGUGGGGAUUGUGUUGGCCGGGUGUAGAGCGGCGCUGGUGGCUGGGCUGAUGCAGUUCAUCGGCCUGGGGCUACCCGCCACCAUCACCUCCUUCCAGCUCACGCCCAUGGACAUCGCGCCCAACUACGCCGGUACGCUGGCCGGACUAAUUGGCCUGGGUGAUAUCGCUGGGUUCGUCGCUCCUAUCGUCACCUCCCACCUCAUCUCCCUGCCACACGGGUGGGAGGCGACUAUCCUGCUGAGCAGUGCCGUGUACCUCAGCGUGGGGCUCCUCUACGUCCUCGGCCUCACAGCUGACGUAUACGACUGGAACUACUACGACGAGAUCUCCAGCGACGCACAGCAGCAGACUGUGUCGGGUGCUGAGGCAACCCCAGGUGCCAGCAGACCUCUAAGUGCUGGGAGUCCGUAGUCAACACUAUGGUGACUUUAGUGCCGUCAUGGUAGUGCUGGGACACCAUAGUCAACACCAUUGUGACUAUAGUGCCGUCAUGGUAGUGCUGGGACACCAUAGUCAACACCAUGGUGACUAUAGUGCCGUCAUGGUAGUGCUGGGACACCAUAGUCAACACCAUGGUGACUAUAGUGCCGUCAUGGUAGUGCUGGGACACCGUAGUCAACACCAUGGUGACUAUAGUACCGUCAUGGUAGUGCUGGGACACCAUAGUCAACACCACGUUGACUAUAGUGCCGUCAUGGUGGUGCCAACAUCAUGGUGACUAUAGUGCCGUCAUGGUAGUGCCAACAUUAUGGUGACAAAAGUGCCGGCAUGAUAGUGCUUCGAUAAUUGUCACCCAUUAUUGCUAAAGUUGACAGUUGCAACAUUAAAUGUUGAUGCAUUGCCACCCAGUCUCCUGAGGGUUGCGCAAGAUUGAUCUGUCAACAGCUCCAUUUGGAUAUAAUCUACAUAUAUGCCAAAUGGUGUAUACCUUCAUAAAGAUGUUGCCAGCUGCUUUAAUAUUGAAUGAUCCUGUAUUGUCUACACCAAUAACAGACUGGUUUGGUGUCGGAAUUAAAGCCUAUCAACCUCUGGAAGGUUAUUAAGCUCCCCACAAUAGCGUAUUGACCAACUAGAAAGUAUAUUUUAGUCCUGAACAUAGUUCAAGGCUAAAGUAAACUCUCAAUGUAUAUACACCGUGAAGCUGGGUACACUCUAGGUGUAUAUAUUUGUGGAUAGGAAUUCACCUGUAGUAGUAGUGGCAAUGGGUCUGUUGGAGAAUAUGGUCUUUCUUGCUAUCUUUUAUAGCGUAGUUCUUACUACAUUUGUUUACAAACAUUUUGCAUUUACAAGUUUAUUAGAACAAAUAAAAUAUAUUCGACCAAAGGCUAUAACGAAACCAAAAAUCAAAA
Procambarus clarkii (red swamp crayfish) is the source of this 2527-nucleotide messenger RNA. Its product is annotated as sodium-dependent phosphate transport protein 3. Gene Ontology annotation, biological process: monoatomic anion transport; transmembrane transport. The record is from RefSeq and is a predicted model, not a curated record. Gene Ontology annotation, molecular function: transmembrane transporter activity. Gene Ontology annotation, cellular component: membrane. NCBI's taxonomy places the organism in Eukaryota, Metazoa, Arthropoda, Malacostraca, Decapoda, Cambaridae.